This is a messenger RNA of Vigna radiata var. radiata (mung bean), 1400 nucleotides long. RefSeq names its product peroxidase 28-like. NCBI's taxonomy places the organism in Eukaryota, Viridiplantae, Streptophyta, Magnoliopsida, Fabales, Fabaceae. The transcript is spliced from 2 exons. Gene Ontology annotation, molecular function: heme binding; peroxidase activity. The record is from RefSeq and is a predicted model, not a curated record. Gene Ontology annotation, biological process: hydrogen peroxide catabolic process; response to oxidative stress. Bases 101 to 1261 code for a protein of 386 amino acids.
AACAACCUCAGACAACAAACGCACUUUCUUGUGUUAUAAAAGGACCCAAUAUUGGUUUCCUUUGGGUGCCAUUGAACCUACAUUGACCUUUUCUGAGCAAAUGAAAAUGGCACGAAUCUUCCUUACCACUCUUUCUCUGCUGCUCCUGCUCCUUGCUCCUUCCGAGGCUGAUCAAAUAAAUCCCUACCAACCAACAUCUUUUUCUGAAAUUCAUAAACCAUUUCUGGGCCGCCGUGAUGAUUCCCACAGUAAACUAACAGGUGACACACCCGAGGAAAGAAAACAAUUCGAUGAUCGAGAACGCUACACAUUGCCUCAAAAUGCUUUCCACACUCCUGACAAACUCACUGAAGGAUUCUACGACCAAGUUUGCCCCGGUUUACAAAACAUCAUCACCCAAGCUUUCCGCCAGAUCGUUGAGCAGAAUUCAGGCGCAAUCGGUAACAUCAUUCGCCUUCAGUUCCAUGACUGCUUCGUCAAUGGAUGCGAUGCAUCGAUAUUGUUAGAUUAUACACCAUCGGGUGACAUGGUUGAGAAAGGUUCGGCGUUCAAUGGUUUUCUCCUGAAAGGGGCUGACAUGAUAGAUGACAUAAAGGCAAAGGUGGAGAGCAAGUGUCCUGGAAUCGUGUCAUGUGCAGACAUAUUGGCAUUUACAACCCACGUAGCAAUGACAAUGGCGGGUUUACCUGCUCAGAGGCCCCUUGGAGGUCGCAAAGACGCUACCGUUUCCUUUGCAAGCGUUGUAGAAGCCGACAAUCUUCCUAUGUCAGAUUGGAACAUCGACCAAAUGAUGGAACUGUUUGGCAGGAAAGGGUUCAACAUAGAAGAAAUGGUGGUGAUGAUUGGUGCACAUUCUGUUGGGAUUACUCAUUGCGACUUCUUCAUGCAGAGGGCCUUAGACUUCAAUAAGACUGGGGUCCCUGACCCUACCCUGGGUCAGGAGACGAUUGAUGAAAUCAAAAAAGCAUGUCCUAAUCCUGGCACAACCCUGUUUAGGAAUCCCCCUGUGAACUUUGAUGCCACACCAACUGUUCUUGAUAACCUCUUCUUCAAGGACAUGGUGGAUAAAAGGAGAACUUUGCUCAUUACAGAUGGACAUCUUAUUGAAGAUAGCAGAACUAGGCCAAUCGUCGAACAGAUGGCAGCCGACCCUAACUUGUUCCCCAAGAGGUUUCCUGAGGUCAUGCUCAAGCUCAUGUCUUUGAAUGUGCUCACAGGAAAUGAAGGGGAGGUGAGGAAGAUUUGUAGAUCCACUAAUUAAACAUCAUACAAAUUACUGUAACUAUGCCAUCAUCGUUAACUAAAUUUCUUAUUCUUUAAUUCCUAUUUUUUCCAACUGGGGCAUUUUCUUCACUGCCCCUUUUCUUCCUUCCAUUUGGAAUUUCUCUCAUGUAUUCAUU